Molecule: messenger RNA, 393 nt
Organism: Bipolaris victoriae FI3
Lineage: Eukaryota; Fungi; Ascomycota; Dothideomycetes; Pleosporales; Pleosporaceae
Exons: 1
Source: RefSeq, a predicted model, not a curated record
AGAAGGGGGGCCUCUCGGAGAGAUUGUGGAGAGGGAGCUGAGAUGACUUGUCGGUCUGAAGAGAUGGCUCACGAUGUGUGCUCCUCUCUCCGCCAGCCAUCCUUGCUUGCUAUUUCAUGCUCAUGGUGUUUACUACAUCAUGCUAUUGUUUACCGUGGUCAUCUCCGCGCAUGCACGGGGCACGCAUGUAGCGCCAGCAGAUGUCGCAAUCGAAUACAGUGCCGAUGUCAUUGGUGCACAGCGUGGAUCCUGGAGAGGAGCGUGUUUGUAUUUUGUUCUGCCACGUCGUGCGCUGUGGUGCAUGGACUCUUAGUAGGCGCAUGCCCGCAGCGAGGCCUAUCGCCAAAUGGCACCGAAGGGCAGACGCGCGUGUGGUGGCCGUGGUGUGGUUAG